Molecule: messenger RNA, 6481 nt
Organism: Chionomys nivalis (European snow vole)
Lineage: Eukaryota; Metazoa; Chordata; Mammalia; Rodentia; Cricetidae
Gene: Brca1
Product: BRCA1 DNA repair associated
Exons: 23
Coding region: 151-5562 (1803 amino acids)
Biological process (GO): chordate embryonic development; negative regulation of fatty acid biosynthetic process; positive regulation of transcription by RNA polymerase II
Cellular component (GO): BRCA1-A complex; nucleus; BRCA1-BARD1 complex
Molecular function (GO): DNA binding; ubiquitin-protein transferase activity; zinc ion binding
Source: RefSeq, a predicted model, not a curated record
GCGGGAAAUACAGAUAAAUUGUAAAUGCGGCUGCGCGGCGGUGCCGCGGUUGGACCCACUGGUGUCCGAGCGGCUUCUCCGGGAUUUGGGCCUCGGCAUUCGGGAGCACGGACGUUUUGCUCGGAGUAAAGUUCACUGGACCUGGAAGAAAUGGAUUUACCCGCUGUUCAAAUUGAAGAAGUACAAAAUGUCCUUCAUGCUAUGCAGAAACUCCUAGAGUGUCCAAUCUGUUUGGAAUUGAUCAAAGAACCCAUUUCCACAAAGUGCGAUCACAUAUUUUGCAAAUUUUGUAUGCUGAAACUUCUUAACCAGAAGAAAGGGCCUUCACAAUGUCCUUUGUGUAAGAGUGAAAUAACCAAAAGAAGCCUGCAAGGAAGUACAAGGUUUAGUCAACUUGUUGAAGAGCUGCUGAAAAUCACUGAUGCUUUUGAGCUCGAUACAGGAAUACAGUUUGCAAGCAGUUACAGCUUUUCAAAAACGAAAAGUUCUUCUGAACCUGUGAAUGACGACACUUCUAUCAUCCAGAGUGUGGGCUACCGAAACCGAGUCAAAAGACUUCGGCAGAUUGAAUCUGGAAAUGACACCUCGAAAGACAGUCUCAGUGUCCAGCUUUCUAACCUUGGAAUUGUGAGAUCGACGAAGAAAAAUCAGCAGGCACGGCCUCGAAAGAAAUCUGUGUACAUUGAAUUAGGGUCUGACUCUUCUGAAGAGAUAGUUAAUAAAUCAGAUGGCUGCAGUGUGCAAGACCAGGAAUUGUUACAGAUCACUCCUCGGGGAGUUGAAGAUGAAGCCAGCCUGGAGUCUGCAAGAAAGGCUUCUUGUGAGGAUGUAACAAAUACUGAACAGCAUCAGUGCAGUGAUAAAGAUUUGAACCCCAUUGAGAAUCAUGCAACUGAAAGGCAUCCAGAAAAAUGUCAGCGUAUUUCUGUUUCAAACUUACAUGUGGAGCCAUGUGGCACAGAUAUUCAUGCCAGCUCAUUACAGCAUGAGAACAGCAGUUUACUCCUCACUGAAGACAGAAUGAAUGUAGAAAAGGCUGAAUUCUAUAAUAAAAGCAAACAGUCUGGCUUCACAAGGAGCCAACGGAACAGAUGGGCUGAAAGUAAAGAAACAUGUAAUGAUAGGCAGAUUCCCAGCGCUGAGAAAAAGGUAGAGCAGAAUGCUGAUUCCCUCUGUGAGAGGAAAAACUGGAAUAAUCAGAAAAGCCUGUGCCCUGAGGAUUCUAGAGCUACCCAAGAUAUUCCUUGGAUAGCGCUGAAUAGCAGCAUUCAGAAGGUGAACGAGUGGUUUUCCAAAACUGGUGAAAUGCUAACUUCUGACGGCACAUCUGACAGGAGGCACGGUUUAGACGCUGAGGUGGCUGUUGUGUUAGAAGCUUCACAUGACGAAGAUGGACACUCCAGUUCUUCAAAGGAAAUGGACUCAGUGGCCUCUGAUCGCCGCAGAGCUUUCAAGUGUAAAAGUGAAAGAGACUUCUCCAGACCAGUAGAGAAUAAUAUCCAAGACAAAAUAUUCAGGAAAACCUAUCAGAGAAAGGGAAGCCACCCUCACUUGAACCAUGUACCUGAAAUUAUAGGCACGUUUACAGAACCGCAGAUAACACAAGAGCACCCCUUCACAAAUAAAUUAAAGCGUAAAAGGAGGACUACAUGCCUUAAUCCUGAGGAUUUUAUCAAGAAAGUAGAUUUAACAGUUACUCAAAAGACUCCUAAAAAUAUAAGUCAGGGAGCCAACCAAACGGAGCCAGAUGGCCAAAUGAUGGGCAUUACCAGUAAUGGUCAAGAGAACGAAGCAAGAGGUAAUAAUCUUCAUACAGAGAAAAAUGCUGAUCCAAUAAAAUCACUGGGAAAAGAGUCUGUUUUCACAACUAAAGCCAAACCUAUAAGCCACAGUAUAAGCGAUUUGGAGCUAGAAUUAAAUGCCCACAGUUCGAAAGCACCUAAGAACAGGCUGAGAAGGAAGUCUUCCACCAGAUGUGUUCUCGCACUUGAGCCAGUCGGUGGGAAUCCAAGUCCACCUGCUUGUGCUGAGUUUCAAAUUGAUAGUUUUAGCAGCAGUGAAGAAACAAAGAAAAACAAUUCCACCCCUAGGCACAUUAGAAAGGCUCAGCUCAUGGAGGACACAGAACCUGCAGCAGAUGCCGAGAAGAAUAAUGAUCCAAAUGAACAAAUAAAGAAGAGAAGGGCCAGUGAUGCUCACCCGGAACAGCAGUUAACAAACAUAGCUCACGGACCCGUCGGUCCUAGCCCUCAGGGAAAAGGAGUAGGGAAACCUCAGACAAGCCAAGUGUCUGACGGUACCAAAGACCUGAAGGAACUGGUGCUGGGUGGAGGGCAAGGUUUGCCCACUGAGAGAUCUGCCGAGAGUAGCAGUGUUUCACUAGUCCCUGGCACUGACUGUGACACUCAGAGCAGUGUGUCGUUAUUAGAAGCCAACACUGCUGGAUAUGCAAAGACAGGAUCCAGUCUGCGUGUGCCUCAGUUUGUAGCAAGUGAAAACCUCAAGGAACCGGUCCAUGGUUCCAAAGAUGCCGGAAGUGGCACAGUGUGCUUCAAGUAUCCACCGAGACACAAAAGUAGCCACACUGAGGGGACAGCAGAAACGGAGGAGAGUGAACUCGAUACUCAGUGUUUACAAAAUACAUUUCGGGCUUCAAAGCGCCAGUCAUUCGCGUUAUUUUCAAACCCAAGAGAUCCCCAAAAGGAGUAUGUAACAGCUCGUGCUUCCUCUGUGUCCUUAAGGGAAGUGAGUCCAAAAGUGACUUCUGAAAGUGAACAAAACAAAGAAAAGCAGGGACACAAAGAGUCUGAAACCGGCCGUGUACAGGCAGGGACUGCCACAGUGGGUUUACCUCUGCUUCAUCAGGAAGGUAGGCCAGGCACUGAUCCAGCCUGUGCUGGAGUGUCCAGGCUUUGUCCCUCAUCUCAGUACAGAAGCCAUGAAAAUGAUCUCAGCAUUUCAGGUAACCCUGGAAUUCCACAAAGCUCCCAUCUUAAGCAGUCAGUCUCUCCCAUCACCUCCUCCUUAAAAACUGACCAUCCGAAAACCCUGUCAGAGAAACAUUUUGAGAAAGAUCCAUUGUUGACUGAAAAGGCAAUGGGAAAUGAGACUGUUGUUCAAAGUACAGUGCACACAAUUAGCCAGAACAGAAAAGAUGCUUGUCAAGACGCCGACUCGGGCAGUAUUAAUGAAGUAUCUUCCAGCGGUGAAAACUUCCAAGGACAACGAGGUAGAAACAGAGGGACUGAGUCAAAUACUGUGCUCCCAUUAGGUCUUAUGCAUCCUGGAGUCUGUAAACCAAGUUUUCCUGUAGGUGAUUAUAAAUAUCUUGAAAUAAAAAAACAGGAAGGUGAGGCUGUUGGUGCAGACUUCUCUCCAUGUCUGUUCUCAGAUAAGCCUGAACAACCCAUGGGGAGUGGUCAUAUUUUUCAAGUUUGUUCGGAGACACCUGAUGACCUGCUGGAUGAUGUUGAAAUACAGGGAAAUACUAGCUUUGGUGACGGUGACGUAAUGGAGAAGUCCGCUGUUUUUAACGGGAGUGUCCAGAGAAGAGAGUUCAGUAGGAGCCCCAGCCCUUUAACCCAUGCCUUGCUGGCUCGGAGUCUCCGCAGGGGGCCUAGGAGGUUAGAGUCCUCAGAAGAGAGCGAGUGUUCCGAGGAGGAAGAUCUCCCCUGCUUCCAACACUUACUUGGCAGAGUAAGCAAUACACCUGAGCUUACCAGAACCAGACCUAGCAGUGUUGUGACACAGCAUCUGUCAGAGAAAGCAGCAGGGACCCAGGCAACACUGAAGCGUGGCGUCGGCGACUACAGUAACAAUAAUGAGGUGAUCCUGGUAGAGGCGUCUCAGGAGCAUCACCUUAGUGAGGAUGCCAAGUGGUCUGGCAGCUUGUUCUCUUCCCAGCACACUGUGGUCCAGGACUCAGCUGCGAAUGCAGCUUCCCAGGAUCCCUUGUCUAAUCCUCCUUCCAAACAAAUGCGUCGCCAGUCCGAGGACGAGGAGGAUUUCCGAAGUGACAAGGAACUGAUUUCAGGUGACGAGGACAUGGGAACGUGCCUAGACGAUGAUGACCAAGAAGAGGAUAUUAUAAUCCCAGAUUCAGUAGGUGAAGCGGCAUCUGGAUACGAGAGUGAAACGAACCUCUCUGAAGACUGCUCGCAGAGUGAUAUUUUAACUACACAGCAGAGGGCUACCAUGACAGAUAACCUGAUAAAGCUGCAACGGGAAAUGGCCCACCUGGAAGCUGUGCUAAAGCGGCAAGGAAACCAACCUUCUGACAACUCCCUGUCCCUCAUAGCUGACCCUCUUGCUCCCGAAGACCCACCAAAUCCAGAACAAAACAUGCCAGGAACAGCAAUUUUAACUUCAAAGAACAUUAAUGAGAAUCCUGGAAGCCGGAAUCCAAUGUAUGUUUCUGCUGACAAGUUCCAGCCACAACCUUCAGAUAGUUCUACCAGUGACAAUAAAGAGUCAAGAGUGGGGAGGCCUUCCCCUUUUAAAUCUCCAUUGGCAAGCCGUAGGUGCUCUGCACACAGCCACUCUGGGAGUCUUCAAAACAGGGACUGCCUGUCUCAAGAGGAGCUCCUUCAGGUUGUUAAAACGGAGAAGUCACGUGAACCACAGAACUUAACAAGGCAAGAUCUAGAAGGAACUCCAUAUCUGGAAUCUGGAAUCAGCCUUUUCUCUAGUAGAGACCCUGAAUCUGAGUCCCCUAAAGAGCCAGCUCAUGUGUGCACCACAUCUGCUUCAAAUUCUGCACAGAAAAUAUCCGAAUGUCAAGUUUCCGAGUCUUUCACGAGUCUGGCUGCUGCUCCUGCUCACGCUGCAGUGGUGGAAACUGUGAGCGAGAUAAAGCCAGAAUUGACGUCUUCAAAAGGAAGAGCCAAUAAAGGAAUAUCCAUGGUGGUUUCAGGCUUGACCCUCAGAGAAGUAAUGAUUGUGGAAAAGUUUGCUAAAAAAUACCGCCUCACUUUAACUGAUGUAAUUACCGAGGAGACUACGCAUGUUAUUAUAAAAACAGACGCUGAGCUUGUGUGUGAGCGGACACUCAAGUACUUUCUCGGAAUCGCAGGAGGAAAAUGGAUAGUUAGUUAUGCAUGGGUCAUCCGGUCUAUUCAAGAAAGAAAACUGCUGAGUGUGCAUGAAUUUGAAGUCAAAGGAGAUGUUGUUACUGGAAGAAACCACCAAGGUCCAAAGCGAUCCAGAGAAUCCAAGGAAAAGCUCUUCAAAGGCCUAAAAAUCUGUUGUUGUGAGCCCUUCACCAACAUGCCCAAAGAUGAGCUGGAAAAGAUGCUGCAGUUGUGUGGGGCUUCUGUGGUGAAGGAGCUUUCGUCACUCACCCGUGACACAAUGCAGGAUGCUCAUCCAAUUGUGAUCGUACAACCAAGUGCCUGGACAGAAGAGAAUGGCUGCCCUGAGAUUGCACAGCUGUGUGAGGCACACCUGGUGAUGUGGGACUGGGUGUUGGACAGUAUAUCCGUCUACCAAUGUCGGGAUUUGGACGCCUACCUGGUACAGAAUAUCACCCAUGACUAUAGCGAGCCACAAGACCCCAAUGAUUAGUUUAGGAAGUGACCUUUCCAUGCCCAGGGACCAUCUCUCGCUCCUGGGUGCUUGCACGUCCUCCUCACUAAGUAUUUUAUAGACAUCAAAGUUUCUACCUAUGUGAGGGUCCCUUAAAAGUUCAGUCUAUUUUAACCCCACCAAUUGAUCAAGAUGCCAGUUCGUUAUAGAUUGUUCUUGGAGAGACAGAGUAGAAUGUGUGGCUGGUCUGCACUGGGCAUGGUGUCCACGCCUAUAAUCACAGCACUUGGUGGGAAGAGACACGGGUAUCAUGCAUCCAAGGCCAGCCUGGGCUAUAUAAGACCCUGACUAAGAGUGAAUAACUGGUGAUCCUAAUUUGUUUCUAAUAACAUCUCGUGUUCAUAAAAGCCAAGAGUCAAUUCCUUCAAGGAGAUUGCUUGAGAUCUGUGAUUUGACUUAAAAUCAGUACUCAAGACUCCAGGUUCCACACCCAGCACCAAACAACACCCAUAUUACCCCCAUCCGUCCCUGUACCCCCCAACACAACUUCUCACCCCCACCAAGAAAACCAGAACAGGUCUUGGGUGUCAGUGGACCUCAAGAAGUUCAGAGGCAGAUAUAAUGUAUUCAAUAUGAACAUAAAGUUUUUCAAGUACCAGUGUCCAGGAGAGCCUUCUAAUUCCCGUAACUGAUGAACGCAGUGUUUGCUGUAGCCCUGCUAAGUAACCCAUUCCUCUUAAAAUACAAGAUCUCUGAUAUGAAUAUUUCAGACUGAAAAUGAUGGAUCCCACCAGGAAAGGAGCUGUUGCUUUCUUAAGAAGUAAUUUUUUCCCUUUUGCUCCCUAUUGCUGAACCAUACUGCUUCAUAAAUAAUUUUGUUUGCUGAAGGAAAAGAAUGUAUUUUUCAUAAACUCAUUAUCUUUGGCUGUUUAUAGCUGUUGGAGGAACUAGGUCUUCC